AUGAAGCUUUUGCUUGUAAUUUCAGCCGUUUUUCUAUUGGCCCAAGCCAAAGUCGAAAAACCUCAUCAUCAAGCGAAAGCCAGCAAAGUGCGAAGUCACUUUAAUGAGCCGACACCACCAACGUUGGAAAUUGGCGAUGAAGACUACGCUGAUCCCGAUAAUGAAAAGGCAAUUCUCGCCCGCUCCGCCGCCCUAGAAAAUGGCGGAGAUCUGGGGCAUCAUCUUUUUGGGAUCAUGUCGACGCUAGGUAUCGCGAGGAGACUCGGAAGGAAGCCAAUUUUCGCGCUUCGGGCCCCUUACUUCAAGCAGGCUUCGUCGAAUGCUCUAUGGGAUUUGGCUAGGAAUUUCCCCGGGUUGAUCCCACCUCAAUCGAUUGAUGUUAAGCACACGUAUGGUAAAAACUUCUGGCCUGCUGGUGAAGACGACCUCAAACUCUCAGGUUGCUGCAGAUUUGUCGACCCUGAGAAAUCUUUGAAAAAUAAGGAUCGAGCGACGGUACGCUUUGAAGGAGGAUACCUACAAAGCUACAAAUAUUUCCAACCCUACCGCGGAGAACUGAACGAGAAGUUGCUAGGAAAUGAGGCACUCUUCACCAAAAUGUCCCAAUCACUCGUGUCGCAAGAAGCGUUGGGACCGGAUGUUGAAAGAAUCUGCAUCCAUACACAGCGAGGCAGUUUCCUCGGAAAUUACCACCAAGCCUCAACUUUCACCUUUGUGAGAGCAGCAGCUCAGGAAGUUGAGGGAGAUAAUUCCAUCAUCCUGCUCUUCGGUGAUGAUAAGACCUGGAUGAAGCAGUUGGCUCAAAAAUUGGAUGCGGAUGGGUUUGACGUUGAGGUCGCUGGGAAAGAUGGGGUUCCCCGGGUCUCGGAACUGUUUUUCUUCCGCCAGUAUUGCGAUAAAGUGGUGAUAUCAGCGUCUUCAUCCACUUUUGGUUGGUGGGCCGCGUAUUUCUCCCAAAUGAAGCGCGCUCAUGUCCCAGUCUUCUACAACCAAGGAUUCGCCAAGGAUCCCACAUACGUAGCCCAACUGAAAGCUGAAGAUUAUUACCUACCCGGCUGGAAAGCGUUGGGCCUACCGAACGGGACCGACGAUAAU
Mesorhabditis spiculigera is the source of this 1095-nucleotide messenger RNA. The record is from the annotation of a GenBank genome assembly. NCBI's taxonomy places the organism in Eukaryota, Metazoa, Nematoda, Chromadorea, Rhabditida, Rhabditidae.